GAUUAUGUUGCCGCAUUCGUUUGUGGUAAACGCGCCCAUACAACGCGAGAGAGGCGCAAAAAUGCUUCUCCGCUGCGCCCGACGCGCCGUGGGCCCUCACCCACGACGCCUGCUGGUCGCUGCCCGCUCCCGGCGCGUCACAACUGCACAAACAAAAAAGACCAUACUGGCCAGUGCAUCGAGUGCCAGUGCGCACGCCGACGACGCGGCGCCGCAACUGAGUGCCCAGACGCGAGCCGACGCGGCGCAGAGCAGCAACGACACGAAAGACGACGACAAGGACGGAAGCAGCCUCGCCGCCGCCUGGGCCGCGCUGCCCCAGGAGCACCGCGCCGGUUUAGGUGUAGUCACCGCAGCCACAGCAGCGCUGAAUUUUAGUUUUGGUGCUAUCGUGCCCGUGCUGCCGCAGUACGCGCUCGGUCUGGGUCUAGGGUCGAGCGGCGUCGGGCUCGUGUUGGCGGCGCCGGCGUUCGCGCGCGUCUGCCUCAACUCGCCCUUUGGUCGAUUGGCUGAUAGCAGAGGACGACGGCCGCUGAUGAUCUUCGGCGAGGCCGCGGCGGCCUGCGGCGUGGCCUUGACCGGUAUGGCGCCCACCGCAACAACUAUGGUCGCCGCGCGGCUGUUGGUCGGCGCGGGCGGCUCGGCGGCCAAUGCUGGCAGCACGGCUUAUGUGGGAGACGUUACUGGAUUGCCCAAGGUCCAAAGGCACCGAGGGUUGAUACUGGGGGUCCAGUCCGCGGCGACGGCCGGCGCGUGGGUGCUCGGGCCCGCAUGUGGUGGAGUGCUCGCUGGACUUUGGGGCGCGCCGGGGAGCUUCGCGGCGAUGGGCGGCCUGGCGAUGGCUUGUGCUGGAGGAUACUACGCUCUGGUGCCGGAGACGCUCUCACUUGCUACAAAGGCGGAUGAGCCUUCAUCAUCAUCGUCGUCGUUACUACACGAGCCCGCGCAGCGGACCUGUUUAGCUCUAAAUGCGGUGCUCCACGCGAACUACGCGGCGAUCCUCGCGAUCAUGCCGCUGCGCUGCGCGGACGUCUGGGUGACCGCGGGGCCGCUCGAGAUCGGGGCGCUCUUCUCGGCGGUGUCGGCGGUCGGCGUCUUCGGCGGGCCGUUGGCCGGUAAGAUGUCGGACCGGCACGGCCGCGCGCCGGUCGUGUGUGCGGGCCUCGGGCUGGCGGCGUUAGGCGGCGGCGGGUUAGCCCUGGCGGACGCGGUCGAGCCCUUUACCGCGGCCUUUUUCGCAUGGGGGUUCGGCGUGUCCGUGGCCGGGCCGGCGCUCACGGCGCUGACGAACGACGUCGCUCCACCAAGUAGACGGGGCGAGUCGCUCGCGCUGUCGCGGACGGCGGCGGACGGCGCGCUCUGCGUGGCACCGGUCGCGCUGGGGUUGUUGGCGGACCUCGCGGGCUCGACGGCGGCGCCUUUUGCGGUCUGCUCGCUGGCUACUGCCGGGGCUGUUGGUUUUCUCGGGACGCGGGCGUCGGACCUUCCCUCAAAUGUAAAGUCAUAGUUUUGUUGUUCA
Molecule: messenger RNA, 1519 nt
Organism: Pelagomonas calceolata
Lineage: Eukaryota; Pelagophyceae; Pelagomonadales; Pelagomonadaceae
Source: the annotation of a GenBank genome assembly